Molecule: messenger RNA, 4046 nt
Organism: Myxocyprinus asiaticus (Chinese sucker)
Lineage: Eukaryota; Metazoa; Chordata; Actinopteri; Cypriniformes; Catostomidae
Gene: rnf220a
Product: ring finger protein 220a
Exons: 17
Coding region: 514-2601 (695 amino acids)
Biological process (GO): protein ubiquitination
Molecular function (GO): ubiquitin protein ligase activity; metal ion binding
Source: RefSeq, a predicted model, not a curated record
GAGCGGCAGCACUGCACCUCCAACACUGUAUCCACCUCUGAUAUCCAAUCUCUGCCUAUCGUCUCUUCUUUGCCGCUAAACGCACACUCGCUCUCAUCGGUACAAGCAACUUUCAACACGCGCCACGACCCGGGAACUCAGUCUCACGCGCAGCGACCGACUCGCAUUCUUUCCGCGAGGUGCGACUCAACCUCGCUUCUCAUGCUUCGCGGGGUGAUUUCCGGUGCUUUCGCUCGGCUCUUUUGAAAAGUUUCGGUUGUGGGGAUAAAAGGACAGCUCAAGCCUUCAAAAGGAUUUUUAAACAACGUGCAGGACCAUUGAAGAUGAGCCAUCAGUGAGAGCGAUCCAAACUCCUUCCGGCGAACCCAAUUCUGAGAGAGAAUUGACAACGGAACAGUUUGCACCAUUCUGCCCAUACCCUUUACCCUGUCUCUGUUCUCUCCACCCCUUCCCCACACCCCUCUGCUCUCACCCCUAACCCCACCUCUGCCCAACCCCAGCCCAAUCACCAAAAUGGACUUGCACCGGGCAGCUUUCAAAAUGGAGAGCUCCUCCUACCUGCCCAACCCAUUAGCAUCCCCAGCACUAAUGGUGCUAGCAUCGACAGCGGAGGCCAGCCGUGACGCCUCCAUCCCCUGUCAGCAGCCUCGCCCGUUUGGUGUGCCAGUGUCUGUGGAGAAGGACGUUCACCUCCCCUUCAACAACGGUUCCUACACCUUUGCCUCCUUGUACCAUAGGCAGGGCGCUGUACCGCCAGGCUUCCCCAACAGGGAUUUCCCUCCAUCUCUCCUACACCUCCACCACCAGUUUGCCCCACCCAAUCUGGACUGCUCCCCCAUAAGCAUGCUUAACCACAGCGGUGUUGGGGCCUUCCGGCCCUUUGCCUCUCCUCCUGAGGACCGUGAUGGAACAGGGGUGGGAUACCAGUCUGCCUUCACCCCAGCCAAGCGGCUAAAGGGCUGCCUAGAGGCAGAGGCCUCACCGCACCUGCGCUACUCAGAUGCGGAAGGGAAAGAGUAUGACUUUGGUGGUUCUCAGAUUCCCUCCAGUUCGCCUAGUGCUCUCAAAGCUGUGGAAGACGCUGGGAAGAAGAUCUUUGCAGUGUCAGGCCUGCUGUCAGACCGGGAGACCUCGUCCAGCCCAGAGGAUCGCAUUGAGCGCUGUAAGAAGAAGGUGUCACUCUAUGACAGUCAGGCACCAAUCUGCCCCAUCUGUCAGGUGUUGCUGCGUCCAGGAGAACUGCAGGAGCACAUGGAGCAGGAGAUGGAGAGGCUCACCCACAUGCACAUCAGUAAAAACCCAUCACACAAGGACAUCAAUGCAGCUCCAGGCACACCGAAGUCUCUCCUGUUGUCAGUGCACAUCAAACGGGAGGGCGAGUCUCCAGUUGUGUCCCCGCUCUCCUCUGAUGAAGCUCACCAUUCUGACAGAUACCAGACAUUUUUACGAGUGAGAGCAAACAGGCAAACACGAUUGAAUGUCGAUGACCUUUGCUGGUGCAGGCGCUACACCCAGGAAAGUUUCAAAAGUCCCCCAAUCCCUGUGCCCAGAGGAGUGCCCCUUGCACCUUGCUGCCUGCGGCAUGCCCGGAUUGGGAAGAUGAAGCGCCGGAAGCCUGAGGAUGGGCAGGUAUGUCCACUAUGCAACGCCCCGCUGACAGGGACAGAGGAGGAAAUGAGUAGGCAUGUGGAACAAUGUCUGUUCAAGAGGGAAAGUGGAAUAGAAGAGGAUUCUGCAGAUGCUGAAGGAGAGAGUGGAACGCGGUUUGAAGAGUACGAGUGGUGCGGACAGAAGAGGGUCCGAGCCACCACUUUACUGGAAGGUGGCUUCAGAGGAACAGGCUUUGCCAUGUGUAGCACAAAGGAGAGCCACGACAGUGAUGCAGACCUGGAUGUGGAUGGAGAUGACACAUUGGAGUAUGGCAAAGCCCAAUACACUGAAGCAGACAUAAUUCCUUGUUCUGGAGAGGACCAGGGAGAAGCCAAAGAGCGUGAGGCGUUGCGUGGAGCAGUUUUGAAUGGUGGUGUGCCAUCCAAUAGAAUAACACCUGAAUUCUCCAAAUGGGCCAACGAUGAAAUGCCCUCUACCAGUAAUGGUGAAAGUAGCAAACAGGAACCCAGCCCUUCCUCUUCGUCCUCAACACCUAGGACCUGUAAAAACAGCGAGAUCGAGAAGAUCACGGAGGACUCCACAGCGACCACGCUGGAGGCGCUAAAGGCCCGAAUCCGAGAACUAGAGAAACAAAUCCUCAGAGGAGACAGAUACAAGUGUCUCAUCUGCAUGCGGAAGCCAUCCCAAACAGGGGCUGUCGGCAAGAAUCAGGUGGCUGAGAGGCGCGGGAGCGCAGAGGCCCUGCAGCUCAGUGUGUACUGUUUGUACAGAAGCUACGUAGCGGGCUGCAGCACUGCCACUGCGGGCAGCAAUAGGAUUAAGAAACUGCUGCCCCUCCGGAGGGACUCGUAUACAAUGCCUCUAACCUCCAUCCAGUGUUGGCAUGUUCACUGUGAAGAAUGCUGGCUUAGGACUCUGGGAAACAAGAAACUUUGCCCUCAAUGCAACACCAUCACAUCACCAGGGGACCUCAGGCGUGUCUACUUGUGAACAAAACACCCCAGAUUCCUUUUUUUUUUUUUUUUUCCUUUAUUUACAUUUACUCUGUUGUAUUUUGGUUUUCCCACCUCCUGAGGGGGUGAUGUUUUGUCCAGCCUCAUGCUCAUAAGAGGUAUGAGCUCCCUGAUUAAAACUUGACUCUAAAUGGGGACUUAAACAAGCAUAGGACUCAUGAGGACUGUGUUGACUCAGUCAUCCUCUGUAAUUGCUUGUCUGAAAAGCCCUAGCCUCCCUACAGGGGCAGGUGUGUGUGAUACUGCCCUCUUGUGUCGGUCCAUGGUCCACCCUCUUUAAAGUCAACAUGGUUUUUGGAACGUCAUCUACUCAAAUGAAGGAUAUCCGCAUUGCUGCUGCUCUUAGUCUCCCACUCUCUCUCCCUCUGGCAACUUUUUCACACUUGUCAGCCUUGACUGGAACAUCAGCCAAUGAUGAUAAGAAGAGACUUGUGUGUUCUCAGCCGGACUGACCAUCUAAGGCUCUCUUUAUUCUCCAUUGUGUUCUGUUUUCACCCAAAAUCAUUACUUAUUUUGUGGUGUUCUAGUGAUGUCAACCAAAUUUAAUGAAUCAGUGCAAGCACAUGUAUAAUAGUCUCUGUAUGUUUACAGUGUUGUGAGUAAAUGACAUAGAGAACAAUACACACAUGCAUACACACACAGAAGUAUAUAUUGAUUGAAAGGUCCAGAUUUAGUUGGGGGUGGUUUGGGUUGGGAGGGAUGGGUGUGUUUCAAUCUUGGUAAGAAAAAAAUGAAAAGAAAACCCUCUGUAUUUUUAAACAGAUGUUGUCUUGUUGAAGUUGUAUUUCAUUGUACAGGAAGAAAUUUAAGUAAUAAUAAUAAUAAACUACUCAGACUAGGACUUAAAGAUUUAGGUGUACAUUUUUCGUUGAAAUAUACAGUAAAAACUAGAUUUAACCCUAAAGCAUGGGAGAAUAUCUUUUUCUUUGACUUCUAAGAAAUGAGAGGAUUUGCUUUUGUUCACUCUCAUUUUUCUGCUGGACAUAUUUUGUCCAAUAUAAUAUUGUUCCAGCCCACCUUGCAGAAUGUUGUCAGCCUGUUACAAAGGAUUAAAAUUAUUGCUUGUUCAUUCCAAUGAGCAUAUUAUGACCCCUGACCAGUCACAAAUAAUCAGCUUCUUCCCUCUGAAAUGAACUUUUAUGAAAAUGUCAAACAAUUAGGGUGGUCUCAUUUACAAGUUAUGUUCAGAUUUCCUCUCAUAGACAUAAAGAUGGUAAUCAUGAUGAUUUUUCGUUUUACAUUAAAAUGGAUUACAUAACUGGAAGAGUCAAAACUCACAUUUUCCCUUGGAGUGAGACAGUGUGCUUUAUAUUUGUACAUCUAUGUAUUCUGUGAUUUCUGUAUUGAUGUAAGUGCUAAAAAAAAAAGGAAGAAACGAAAGGUCAUUGCUGAUGCCAACACCACAAUAAACAGUCAAAUGUU